Rhipicephalus microplus (southern cattle tick) is the source of this 6152-nucleotide messenger RNA. It is a transcript of the gene fj, whose product is annotated as four-jointed box kinase. The record is from RefSeq and is a predicted model, not a curated record. Gene Ontology annotation, biological process: cell-cell signaling. Lineage: Eukaryota; Metazoa; Arthropoda; Arachnida; Ixodida; Ixodidae.
UCCGCGCAGUGGUGGUGUACGGUCAGUCACUGUCGAUGCGACGGCGGUGGUGGCGGUCGCUCCACUUCAGCUGAGGGCCUAGGUAUAAAGGCGCUCCCACACCCAGUGUGGGCCGUCAGUCAGCCGAGUGACUUGGAGGCGGAUAGUGCCCGGAAGACAUGUCAUCCCGGCGGCGGUGGCACGACGCGCCAGCCUCGACUACCUACGCGCUGCCGAGUCGACCAGCCCCGGGCAUCGUUGCCACGCAUCGUCGUGCGAUACGGAGCGUCCACCAGUGCUGUGCCUCGGCGGUUUGUGAUUCGUCGGUGGUGCAGUGUCGUCGUCGUUGACGUGAUCCCCGACGUUAGGGGUUGAAUUGUGCUCCUUCGGUCACCUCGGGGAUGCUCUCCGACUUACGUGGUUACCGGUGAUCGACAAGAGCACGUGCUGCCAUGCUCGGUGAACAUCGUCAUUUAGGCAGUCGGUUUCCCCGGUCCGCAAUCUGUUUGCUGUAGAGCGAGCGCGGACACUUCUUCUUCGGCAGCGGAGUCCCAUGGAUGCAGCCAUGCGUUGGCGGAGGACUUGGCUGGCCACUGCGGGCCUCGCCUUCUGCCUCGGCAUGACCGUUGGCCUGCUGCUCCCUUUGAGGGAGCUGGCUCGCAGCGGAAACAACAGCAGCAGCAAGGCGGAGGCCGGCUCGCAGCAUGAGCGGCCAGGCAAUGCGUCUUCCAGCGGCGCCCCUCAGCCGCCGACGGGGAGCGCCGCCGCAGCUUCCCGUGCGCUCAACGGAUCGGACCUGUCGCUGCUGCCUCGCCGCACCGAGAAGGGCACGGUGCGAGGAAUUUUCUGGGCGGGACCCGUGGAGCGACUGGUCGCCGCGGGCUCUCUGGGCAGCGAAGAGGACGUGUCUCGGUGGCGGGCCACCGCAAGGAGAUCGACCGUCCGGGCCGUGUAUGAAGGAUGCGGCCGCAUGCAGAACAGACUGAUCGUGUUCGACUCCGGCGUGCUCAGCUGCGCCCGCUACCGGCAAAACAACGACCAGAUUCAGGGCGAACUGUUCUCGUUCUACUUGUCCCGGGAGUUGGGCAUUCGGAAUCUGCCGCCCGCGCUACUGACUCGAGCCGCCGGCCGAAGCUGGGAUCCCGUGAGGUCCAGCCUCGAGUUGGCUCAGUGGCGUUCGGACAGACCUGUGGUGCUGACUAAAUUUGUGGAUGAUUUGGUGCCCACGUUCAUUCCGGAAGAGUUCCGGUCACCCGCUAAUCGACGGCUGCAUCCGCCCGACGUCGCUAACAAGACGCAGAAAGAGAUACGUGAUUUGGUCCAGUGGUCGGACCUGAUCGUCUUCGACUACCUCACCGCAAACCUUGACCGCAUCGUGAACAACAUGUUCAACCUGCAGUGGAAUCCGGACAUGAUGAACGCUCCCGCGCACAACCUGGUUCGGCAAAAGACCACAGGUCUUCUAGUGUUCCUUGACAACGAGUCCGGGCUCGUGCACGGCUACAGACUGUUGGACAAGUACGAAGUGUUCCAUCGGUCCCUGCUGGACUCUCUUUGUGUCUUCAGGAAAGGCACGGCUGACGCCGUGGCCAGACUUGUCCGUGACAGGGACGUCGGCCGAAGACUGUACAGUGCUUUCAACAGCAGUGAUCCCGGCAUGGAUAAUUACUUGCCCUUCCUUCCAGAGCGCAGUGUCAAGAUCCUAAACAAACGACUGGCCCAAGUGAACACGCAGAUACGCAGGUGCAUGGAUAAGUACGGCCACGUUCUACGGUGAACUCCUUCCACGUAGAGGACAGUGGUACGUUGUUGGACGACUCGCAGGGGGUGAGUUGUUACGUGCGGCAACACAUGUUUGCUCUUGUGAUACGUACGCAACGUGAUGCCGGAGUGUAUGUUUCGCAUGUUGCCCGGCAAGGUGUUGCUUGCGCUGUGCGAGCGGUCUCCAAAGAGGCGUCUCGGCCCAGACAGCGCAUGGAUAGUCAAGGUCUGUUCUGACUUCCUCGUUAGUAUAACGUAUACGCGACUAGCGUGACGAGGCGUGGGAAAUUUGGAACAGUUCUCUGUUGUACGUAGCUGGGGCUGUGCUGACGGUGAGCCGAAUGAAUUGAUUGAGACUACAUGACCGUCACUGCAGCUGUAGACCAAACAUUUGUUUAUACGUAUCUACCCUAGUAAGUUGCAAACUUCGAAUGUGCUCUAUGGGCUGUAGCGUUUGAGAACUUGGAUAUGUAUUUGUUAGGUAAUUUAUGAAGUGUUUCUUACAUUUUUCGUGUGCCAGCCAGGACUAAGGGGCAUCAAUGGUAUAGAGUUUGUUGCUUGAAAAAGACUGAGCAGUCCAUAAUAGUCGGGUGCUUUCGCUAAGCGGAAAGCGGCUGCUAGUUCAAUAGUACCUUGAUGAAAGUUGGCACACACCUCUUGGCCUCCACAGUAGAGGAUUCUGAUAGCGUAACCGAAAUUUCUCAGCGAAUCUUCGCAGCAUAUCGACCGCCAUCGCGGGCAUCACUGUUGCACAUGAGCAAGAUUUUAUGCUUAACGUGGCGUUCUCACAAAGUUGAAUGCUAUGUUGUCGCGAGUUCAAGAGAUAAAAUGUCAAUGAAGCAUGAAAAUAGUGGUCUUUUGCUAUUACUAUGCUGAGGAUUUGGUGCUGAAUGCUUGCAAGUAUAGGUAUCUUCAGGUAAUUGGUAUGCCAGGUCACCAUGUGAUCUGUUACCAAUGCGACAAAGGGCCGAAAAGGCCACGAAACCUCCAAGCUAAUGUCUUUCUCGUUGCAAAACGAGACUCUUGCGCAUUGUUUAGGAAUGAAGACGGCGCAUAUAGAUGUUUCUAAAGGGUCAGAAUCAUUCGUGCUAUUACGACUCCUAGUUCAAACGCACUGGACAAAGGUUUUUGCACUUAAGAAAUCCUCGAUUACAUAAUCACCUAUUCCUCUUUUUUUUUGCGUGCUUCUCUUAUUGUUCGUUGUUUCAAAGUAAUGUGCCGAAACGUACCAGAAACAGAAUGCCUAAUUUUUCAGAAAGUAAUGCCUUCACACGAAGACAGUGAGGGCAUUAAUGCAGACGCCUCACCAUCAACCAGGUGUUUCGACUGAAAACGGUUAUCGUCACUUAAGCAGAACGAACUGAAAAGUGAUUGAAGCUCUGUCACGAUACUCGCACGCUCGUAUCACCGAUGUAUCAGCGCGCCUAGCUUCUCCGCAAAUAGAUAAGUCAAGCAAGCUCGCGAAUGCCUAAACUGUUCUCACCCUUCGGGUCAAUAGCUCAAUCAGCGUGCACAUCUUAAGGAAACCGUGUUACUCCUUAAGAGCUCGUGACGAGCAAUGAGUGGACCAUCGCCGGCACGCUCACAACUGGCAGGCUAGGUUACCCUCAGAGAGAGAUCACUAUCGAAAGGCCCCGUAGAGAUCCUCCCCACCUUUAGCACGGCGCUGAAAUGCCUACACGCACGCCGCGAGCUCGCCGUUAAAGGCUAACGAGCACAAUCGCAUGGAGCGCAAGAUAUGAGGGGUGAUGCCAGGAGUCGUGAACCAGCGCGCACGCCCCUAUUCAGUACGCACCUUUCUUCUUCGCCCCCUUACUUUAUUCUGGCGCUCUUCCUUCCUUGUUUCGUGUCUCCGACGUUCCUAGUAGCGAGUUCUUUAACGCUGUAGCACCACCGAAAAAAAAUGCAGCGACGAGCAGCCCGAACAAGGCAGGAGACGACGGCUGAGGAGGUUGACUCCUCGGAAAUCGUCCCGUCUACAAGAGAGCCAAGGAAGAACGGGGGGUGUUGGCCAGCCCGCCCCUUAAUGAGGAUUUCAUGGCGAUCACCCCCUCCCCUCACCCCAGCCGUCCGCGCUUGCUUGUACGUACUCUCCUGUACGGGGGAAGCGGCACCCCUUCGGAACGAACAGCCCAAACAGGUCGCUCACGACGUUCACCCCUGGCACUUGCAACGGUCUUGUGCACGCGCGCGGUGUCGUGACCCGCGUCUCGUUAUCAAUUACCAGUGUUUGACCGUGGCGCGCCACUCGCACCCCUCCUCGUUCCCUUCAACACAAUCCACCCCGACUUCCAUCGGGCGCCCUCCCCGCCAAUAGGCACUCGCACACGACGUUGCUACCGUUGUGCCACGUCGGUCACGACUUGGCGCUUAACACGCACGCAAUCAACGCUGGAUGCCGCGUGCGCUGUUCAGUCCCGUUCUGCGAUGUUGCCUCGAGACUCCGGGGUGCUUCGUGUUCGAGGGGCGCUGACAUGCGCGGAAGAGCCACGGGAUUCGGCUAGUCAUGGAUCGAAGAUAUCGUAUGAAAAGGAUUUCACGUAGGGAUUCCGGCCAAGUUGAGCAUAUUGCAGGUGGGUUGUAGCAGCUGGUGCAAAAGUAUUUUACAGAUGUUCUUCGUGUUCUUCCUUUCGGCGUUUCUUUCUAAGGUCAAGACAGUUUAGAAUAAAUUAUUAGUGAUGCUAACUUAGGUGGAAGGUAAUCCUAUGAGUCACACAAAUAAUUGUUCUGCAGAAAUUACAAAUACCUCAGAGGGGUCCAGCAAGUCAUAUUGGUGUAUUCCGAAAAAAAAUAUAAAAGCUAUAUUGAGGCUUUGAUUAUUUCGGGCCUUCCCAAGGCUCGGAUGGAGGCGCGAAUACCAGCCGAGUCGUUGUGGCACAACUACAGUUCCCCAAAGCUGCGCUUAUUGAGUUACAAUAAUGCUGACCCACGUUUCACGUUGUUCUUUUCUUUGGUAUGAUAUUUGCUAGGUUUGUAAUUUGGAACAAAAGCCCUUCUAUGAGCGAGUAGGAUUUACGGUUGUAAAGCACCGUCCUGCGUGGCGAAUUCUUUGCACGCACAUGGGCUUAGCGACAGAUGCUUGAGGGGCGUGUGGUAAAGCUAUUGGUUACGUCAUGGGGUCAUGCCGACGAAUCAUUGUGCCUUAAAAUUUGGUUGGUGAUUCAUGCAAGAACCGAAACACUUUCCAUUACAAGUGCUUAGGUUCUCUGACUGGUCACCUGCGGAAUCUAACAGUGUGAUGGAAGUGUGCUGGACACUCUUGGUCGUUGUCUUCCAGUCUGAAGUUUUUCCUUGAAUGAAAGAUUCCACUAGCAUUCGUUUUGAGUCGUGAAUUUUCUUGGGGGUGUGAAAAGCUGCCUUAAACGAAUACAACAAGAACUUGAGUUUUGGAUAGCCUCUAUACAGGAAUAUGUCAGUUAAAGUAAAAUGGGAGCCGGCCUUGCAUUGCCAUUCAUAUCAAAAUCACAGUGACUCGAAGCGUUGUCUAGUGAAGGGCAAAACUUCGUGAUAAAGAUGUGUUUCAUCCAGAAAGAAGGAAAAUAUAAAGGUUUCGAAAUUAUAUCUCGUAGAAAAAUUGUUUCCUCUAGAAAUCUGCGUCUCUUUUGUGUUCGCUUGAGUGCUGGUGCUAAACAUUUCUUAGUAAUCACUGAGAAUCGAAAAGCAGGACCACUUACAUAAUGGUAGCAAUAACGGAACGAAUUUUUGUUUAUUAAAAAGAGGGCUGCCACUGACAGUACAUUCAUUCCAAGAAAGUUUACAUUUUACGGUAACCAUGUUAAGGAGCGUAAAGGGGCGUCAAACUUUCGUUAGGUUAGCUCAUUGUUUCGAUGCAUUACGAGACCUUCAGUAAAUUAAUAUUCGUUCUUCGCACAACAAACUAAAAUGCUUGGUUUGUUUCUGCUAUGUGGUCGUUAGUGCCUCACAUGCCAUAAGAAAAUAUAUAGGUAACUUCAAACAGACAGCGGUAAAGACAGCUUCUUUCAUGUGUUCAAAAUAUCUAAGGCGUGUCCACAAAUUUGAUUAUAGACUAAACAACCGGGUAAACGUUCUUGCUGGAACAUUUUUAUUUGGUGCAGACAACACAGCGCAACAUUUCUACGAAAACUCGGAAACUUAAAUGUGAGCAUCUGAGGGUUCUCAAUAAGUUAGGGAACUGAAAACGUCGCGUUGUCAUUUACUCAGCAUUGGAGCUCGCGCUGCCUUUAUUGCCAUUUGUCAUGCCUGACUGUUGAGACUAUUCUGACCAGGUCGCCAGUGAAAAAGUGGUUCGAGAGCCUUAACCAAGAAAAAAAAAAGCAAGAAAAAACUGGCGAACCAAAGCAGUAAGCUGCAAAUUUCGUUCAGAAGCCAUAUUCGCAAAGGUCAUGCAGUUUUGAGGAUGCCGGUAUACCUGCUUAGUUCGAUUCCUAGAC